AUGAAACGGCCAUUCUACACCUGGACCUGCCGGCUGUGGGUGACCCUGUGCUGCCUGCUUGGGGGUGUCCAUGGGACGUUCGUGACGAGAAACUCCAGACCCAACAUUGUCCUGCUGAUGGCAGAUGACCUGGGGGUGGGCGAUUUGUGUUGCUAUGGCAACAACACAGUGAGCACGCCGAAUAUCGACCGGCUGGCGAGCGAGGGCGUGCGGCUGUCCCAGCACCUGGCGGCGGCUUCCAUGUGCACCCCAAGCCGGGCCGCCUUCCUGACCGGCCGGUACCCCAUCAGAUCAGGAAUGGCGUCUCCCUACAACCUGAACCGUGCCUUCCCCUGGCUCGGUGGCUCGGGCGGCCUUCCUACCAACGAGACGACGUUCGCCAAGCUCCUGCAGCAUCAGGGAUACCGCACGGGACUCAUCGGAAAGUGGCACCUGGGACUGAGUUGUGCCUCCCGGGGUGAUCACUGCUACCACCCGCUCAACCAUGGGUUCGACUACUUCUACGGGAUGCCUCUUGGGCUGCUGAGCGACUGCCAGGCGUCCAAGAGGCCGGAACUGCACCGCUGGGUCCGGAUCAAACUGUGGAUCUCCACGGCAGCCAUUGCCUCGGUCCCUCUGCUGCUCCUUGUCCCCAAAUUCGCCCGCUGGUUCUCGGUCCCCUGGACGGUCAUCAUCAUCUUGGCUCUCCUCGCCCUGCUGUUUUUCCUGUCCUGGUACUCGAGUUACGGGUUCAUCCGGCGUUGGAAUUGCAUCCUCAUGAGAAACCACGACGUUAUCCAGCAGCCCAUGAAGGAGGACAGGGUGGCCUCCCUCAUGCUGAAGGAAGCCCUCACGUUCAUCGACAGGUAUAAACGGGAGCCUUUUCUCCUCUUUUUCUCCUUCCUGCACGUCCACACCCCACUCGUCACCAAAGAGAAGUUCGUUGGGCACAGUAAAUACGGGCUGUACGGGGACAACGUGGAAGAGAUGGAUUGGAUGGUGGGUAAAAUCCUACAGGCUCUGGACCAAGAGCUCCUGGCCAACCGCACGCUGGUGUACUUCACCUCGGACAACGGCGCCCGCCUGGAGCCCCGGGACGGAGCUGCGCGGCUGGGCGGCUGGAACGGCGUCUACAAAGGCGGCAGAGGGAUGGGCGGGUGGGACGGAGGCAUCCGUGUGCCUGGAAUAUUCCGGUGGCCGACGGUGCUGGAGCCCGGGCUGGUGGUGGACGAGCCCACCAGCCUCAUGGACAUCUACCCGACACUGUCCUAUCUCGCGGGAGGGAUUCUGCCCCAGGACAGGUACGGAGACGGCGCUUGUGCCACCGUGUGGAAGGUUCAUUACGUGACUCCCAGAUUCUACCCGGAGGGGAGCGGCGCCUGCCACGGGAGUGGGGUGUGCCCAUGUUCCGGGGAUGUCACCUACCACGACCCUCCUCUCCUCUUCGACAUCUCCAGGGACCCCGCCGAAGCCUGGCCCCUGAACCCCGACAACGAGGCCCUAUUCGAUCCCGUGAUCAAGAGGGUGGAGGCGGCCAUCCAGGAUCACCGCAGCACGCUCACGCCCGUGCCCCAGCAGUUCUCCGUGUUCAGCACGGUCUGGAAGCCGUGGCUGCAGCCCUGCUGUGGGACCUUCCCCCUCUGUGGCUGUGACAAGGAGCACGACAUCCUGCCCAAGGCUCUCUGA
Microcebus murinus (gray mouse lemur) is the source of this 1665-nucleotide messenger RNA. The record is from RefSeq and is a predicted model, not a curated record. NCBI's taxonomy places the organism in Eukaryota, Metazoa, Chordata, Mammalia, Primates, Cheirogaleidae.